CUGGAAAGGCUCGCCAAAGCUUAGCCCACCAGCACACCCCAUCUGAUCUCGUCUCCUAGCUCUUCUCUCCCAAUUGCAAAUAUCCUAUCCUAUUUAGCUCUCCCCCUCUUCUUCCUCCUCCCUCCCUCCUCAGCUAGCUCAGCCACCCAACCUCUAAUUCUGCAUUAAUCUCGUUCCCUAAUCCACACUCACACUAUCACCUGUCUCUAAGCAGCAAGAGCUAUACUCAAGCACACACAGAAGCUAGAUGGUCCAUUCCUUGCAAUGCUGCAGCGCUCACACGCCCCUACGGCCUCUCUUCUUCUCCAUCCUCCUCCUCCUCACCUCGUCGAUGGAGGUAGCACACUCAGAUGCCAGGAGGGUGCCGCUGAGGCUACUAGAGAUUGGCGCCAGCAAGGGGCAAGAAGCCGCAGGGAUGAGAGGCGAGAUGACGAAAGGGAGGAGGGCUCUGAUCGGAUCGAGGCCGCCGAGGUGCGAGAGGGUGUGCAUGUCCUGCGGCCACUGUGAGGCGGUGCAGGUGCCCAUCGUGCCGCAGGAUCACCAUCAUCUUCAGAAGAGGGCCGCCGCCACCACCAACGCCGCCAUCAGCGCCGCCAUGUUCACCUACAGGGUGGACGGCAUCACCAACUACAAGCCGCUCAGCUGGAAAUGCAGGUGUGGAGGCACCAUCCUGGAUCCAUGAAGAUGAUGAAGAACAAGACAUCCCAAAGCAUGAUGCACACUACUCGCCGUUGCUGUGCAGAAAAAUGUAAAAAACCACUUCUUUCUUCCCUCAUGUUCAUCCUCCUCUUCUGUUCUGGUUUCCUUUGGUUCAUUCCCCAACAGCAAUUGCUCCCUUAAAUUUUGUUCCAGUGAGGUUGAUGAUGUGGGGAAGAUUCAGAUUAUUUGGAGCUGCAAAUCAAAUCAAAUCAAUCAAAUGAAAUUUGUUGUAUAGUUAAUUGAGCA
Molecule: messenger RNA, 945 nt
Organism: Setaria italica (foxtail millet)
Lineage: Eukaryota; Viridiplantae; Streptophyta; Magnoliopsida; Poales; Poaceae
Product: EPIDERMAL PATTERNING FACTOR-like protein 2
Exons: 3
Coding region: 248-682 (144 amino acids)
Biological process (GO): stomatal complex development; guard cell differentiation
Source: RefSeq, a predicted model, not a curated record